AUUAUGUGGUGCCAUUUGCUACUUUUGUUGGUGUUAAUUACCACAAGCAGCUGGUUCUUCUUGGAUGUGCUCUAGUUGCAUGAUGAAUCGAAGGAGUCGUUCAUAUGGUUGUUUGAGACAUGGCUCAGGGCAAUGUCUGAGUGCCAUCCCAAGUCGAUAAUAGCUGAUCAUGAUGAUUCCAUUCUGCAAGUGAUUGCACAGGUUUUUCCUUUGAGUCAUCAUCGAUUCUCCAUGUGGCAAAUUAAGACAAAAGAACGAGAACAUUUGAGUCCACUGAGUAGUGAUUGUAAAUAUGAAUAUGAGAAGUGCGUUUAUCAAAGUCAUACAGUUGGUGAAUUUGAUGCUGCACGGGAUGCUCUUCUCAGCAAAUAUAGCUUGAGGGAAAAUUCUUGGCUGAAGAAAAUGUAUGAAAAGCGUGAAAACCGGGUUCCACUGUGCUUACGUCGAACAUUUUUUGCUGGAAUUCCCAUCGAUGGAAGUCUAGAUGCCUUUUUUGACCCAUAUUUAAUUUCUCAAAUGCCACUUGAAGAAUUUGUUGUGAGAUAUGAGCAAGGUUUGGAGCAAAGUCGUGGCAAUGAAAGGAAAGAAGAUUAUAACUCAUUCAACUUGCAGGCAUUUUUGCAGACAAAUGAACCGAUGGAAGAGCAAUGUAGGAGGCUUUAUACCCUUUCCGUUUUCAAAGUUUUCCAGAGGGAACUUUUACAAAGCUACAGUUAUCUGGGUGCCAAGAUUCAUGAACAAGGGGCCAUCAGUAGAUAUUUGAUCCGUAAGUGCAGCAAUGAGAAUGAGAAACAUAUCGUUACCUUUUGUUCAUCCAAUCUCGAUGUGAGUUGUGGUUGUCAAAUGUUUGAAUCAGAGGGUGUAUUGUGUAGACAUGCUUUGAGAUUGUUCCAGAUUCUAGAUAUUAGGGAGCUUCCAUCUCGCUACCUCUUGCAUAGGUGGACAAGGAGUGCUGAGUAUGGCACUGUACGUGAUUCUGAGUCAGGAGGUAGCUCCCACGAAAUUAAGGCAAGAUGGUCUGGAGUCUUCGUGAAAUUGCUGCCAAAUAUGUAGAGUUUGGUGCCACGUCUUUUGAGAAAUACAAACUUGUAUAUGAAAUUAUGCA
Syzygium oleosum is the source of this 1105-nucleotide messenger RNA. Its product is annotated as protein FAR1-RELATED SEQUENCE 12-like. The transcript has a single exon. The coding region runs from base 133 to 1053 and encodes 306 amino acids. Gene Ontology annotation, molecular function: zinc ion binding. The record is from RefSeq and is a predicted model, not a curated record. NCBI's taxonomy places the organism in Eukaryota, Viridiplantae, Streptophyta, Magnoliopsida, Myrtales, Myrtaceae. Gene Ontology annotation, biological process: regulation of DNA-templated transcription.